This is a messenger RNA of Suillus discolor, 741 nucleotides long. RefSeq lists its product as uncharacterized. The coding region runs from base 1 to 741 and encodes 246 amino acids. Lineage: Eukaryota; Fungi; Basidiomycota; Agaricomycetes; Boletales; Suillaceae. The record is from RefSeq and is a predicted model, not a curated record. The transcript is spliced from 4 exons.
AUGUUUUCCAUAGGCCUACAAAUUCCAGCACACGUCCUUCCAACUGUUGUAUCAGCCGGAGAUUCUGACGGAGACGACGAUUACACACCGGCUCUGCCAUCCGACCUUACUGCUUCCCACGCAGCUGGGCCUUCAAGCUUCGUUGCCCUCAAAAGCGAAUCGAAUACCUGUACACCGCCUCCAAAACGACACUACGUAGGACCGUCAUUACCUCUCUCGCAAGCUCCUUACAAUGAUGAUUCAGAUUUAGAUGUUAGGCCUCGACCACUUCCUGCAGCUUGUGCUUCACAAAUAGAAGGAAAGUCAGGGGUGGAGGAGUUAUUGGAGAGGGAGGAAAGUUCAGGAAGAGGCGACCAAGCUGAAAAAGCUUCAGCGGGAAGAGUAGAUGCUUGUACCUCCAAAAAGUGGCGACUUAUUGGCAUUCAUACAGCACUUGAUCCGACGAAAGCCAGGCCUCGUCACGAAAAGACAGCAACGUCUUGCUACGAAGUUGCUGGACGCAAACGACGUGCAGCAAAUACACCAUCAGAAGAGGACUCGGGUGACACAGCAAAGCGACGGCGACGGGAUGAAGAUAUUUGCAGUGGACGGCCUAUGGACGAUCAACAGAGGCAGAAGAUGCUUCGGAAUGCCAAAGGACUCGCAGAGCGUUUCGGUAGUGGGUGCAGUGGAAGUUUUCUGCAAGCUUCUGACACUACCAAAGACGCUGGAACCCCAUUGAGCCUUUGUCGUGGACCGUAA